Messenger RNA from Guyanagaster necrorhizus, 1675 nucleotides. RefSeq lists its product as uncharacterized. The record is from RefSeq and is a predicted model, not a curated record. The coding region runs from base 347 to 1582 and encodes 411 amino acids. NCBI's taxonomy places the organism in Eukaryota, Fungi, Basidiomycota, Agaricomycetes, Agaricales, Physalacriaceae. The transcript has 4 exons.
UCAUCAGUAGACCAUCAUGUUGUCUUUUGUGUCUUUUUAGGGUCUCCUUGUUGUUCCCUCUGUCCGAGUCCCGACAAGGCCUUCUCAACAAGCGCACAAGUACAAAGCAAGAGUAAAUCGAUAGCAACGCGUGAACUCGAGACAAAGCACUGACACGUCGCGAACAAAUCUGCAAGAGCUCCCACAGAGCGGAUGGUAACAGAUUCCCAUGAAGACCAUGGAGACAAUUCUCAGGUAACUAGACAGCCUGAUCUAGCUCCCACAAGAUGCUAUUCAGUGUCUAAUAUAAACCUCGCUGAAGUAUCUUGCCAGUACAUUGCGACAGUUCAGCUUCUUCCCUCACAUCAUGGCUCGCCCUCAGGCAUCCUCGGAAUCAAAAAACGAUCAUCAGAAUGCUUCCUUGGUUCACGACCAUUCCACUACCAUUCUCCGUCGACGUCAACCCAUUGCGUCUAUCACCAGUGCUCAUGAAUUGGUGUACCUCGGGAUUAUUAUUGGCGCCACAAUCCUACUUUGCUACGUGGCUACCCUCAUUUUCCAACUCCUGAAGCCUCUCAGCGACUUAGUAUCUGGUGCUGGUACUGGCAUUGGCACCGCUUGUUCAAGAAUUGGCUUGGGCGUUGAAGCCAGCAUUGCUGGUGUGACGGCAGGUUUCACCGGCCUGCUCAGCGUAGUCGUACCCCCCAUGGUCAGCUUCAAGUGUUCUCUGAUCAACUGUGACCUUGCGAUGCCCUAUCUUCCCGAUGGCGGAUCAAAAAUGCUGUUCUUCCAUACGACAAAUUUAACAGCGCGUCUCAAAUAUGAAGCCAGGGAGAUUCUCAAUCUGAAUGGUCAUAUUCAGAGUCUCUCCAAGGGUGCCAUGCUAGAAGCCAUUAGUGAGAACUCUGCAACCUUCAGCGAUCUGUCUCGCAAAACCGCAUUCGAUUACCAUCUACCCGUCUCCCUUCGAAAAGCCACCUCAGACCGGUUUGCUAGCUUGGCCAAGUUAUCGCGCCAGCUAGAAUGCGCCUUCAUUGCAUUAAGACGUGCCGGGCAGAACACAAAGGCCACUUUUCUGAGAGAGAUGAACCAUCUCGAGCAUGUUCUGGACCCGAUUUGGAUUUUUCCAACGUUGUCUCGCGACAGAACUUUGAGAAAGCAGCUGGAAAGAAGUCAGGACUCCGUGGAUUCUACUCUUGACAAUCUGGAGAAGGCUGUCAAUGAAGCUAUGAACAUCGCGCAUCUGCUGAACGAUGAGCUCGAUCAUUUUGAUCAUUUUUUACGAGAUCAGAGCGAUCUGCUCGAAACGGAUCAGACACACGUGCAAAGGUUCCUGACAUUGAUGGGGUUUCCAAAGGGCCUACAGGAGAAUCAGGAGCGAAUGAUGUUCCUCAUAUUCAAUGUUCAUGAGGCCCAGGAGCAUUUCAUGGAUAUCGGAACCUGCUGCGCAAACAUAGGCUCAGCUUCUGGAGAACUGAAGGUUCGGAACUUCAAUGCUAUCUCACCGUCAAAUGUACCAGAUAAGGAUGAGGACAGUUCUCCGGUUGCCGUUCGAAAGGCCAUUCGGACGUACAUCCAGAAACUUGGGGAGGCGCCGGCCUAGGACAUUGCUUUUUACAUUAUCUGUCUUUAUGCUUUUUUUUUGCUGUCGUUUUAUCGUACGAGCACCAUGUGUUCGAGAAGCAAUAUAUUCCCC